Messenger RNA from Debaryomyces fabryi, 1830 nucleotides. RefSeq names its product FG-nucleoporin. The record is from RefSeq and is a predicted model, not a curated record. Gene Ontology annotation, cellular component: nuclear pore central transport channel; nuclear pore. The transcript has a single exon. Gene Ontology annotation, molecular function: structural constituent of nuclear pore. Gene Ontology annotation, biological process: protein localization to nuclear inner membrane; NLS-bearing protein import into nucleus; nuclear pore organization. NCBI's taxonomy places the organism in Eukaryota, Fungi, Ascomycota, Pichiomycetes, Serinales, Debaryomycetaceae. Bases 1 to 1830 code for a protein of 609 amino acids.
AUGUUUGGGUCGACUUCUAAUAGUUCAGGUAGUGGGCUCUUUGGUUCAAAUAACAAUACUGGAAGUGGGUUGUUUGGUGGAGCAAAACCUGCUUCAACAGGGUUUGGUUCAACAACAGGAGGAACAAACCCUGGUUUUGGUGCUAAUACUUCAACUAACGCCAAUACUGGAGGUGGUGGGCUUUUUGGAUCGAAUAAUAACACCAAUACUCAAGGCGGUUCAACAAAUGCCACCAAUGGCGGUCUUUUUGGUUCGUCAAGCAAUGCAGGUGGUAGCAACACAGGUCAACCAGCUAGUGGAGGAUUAUUUGGUUCACAAAACAAUGCUAGCCAGCAAGCUCCUAGUGGAGGAUUAUUUGGAAAUAAUGCAAACAGUUCUGCCCCUAAUGCUCCUAAUGCCAGCGGUGGAUUAUUUGGCAAUUCCAAUGCCAACUCUAACAAUAAUGCCAACAAUGCAACGAAUCCUAGUGGAGGGUUGUUUGGAAAUAAACCGGCUUCAAGCGGAGGGUUGUUUGGAGCUUCAGGAAAUACCUCGAAUACUGGAGGGGGUCUUUUUGGCUCUAACAAUGCUAAUAAUAAUACUACCUCUGGUAACACAGGUGCUACUGGUGGUUUGUUUGGAAAUAAACCAGCAUCGAGUGGUGGAUUAUUUGGAUCAUCCAAUAAUACAUCUAAUACUGGGGGUGGUCUCUUUGGUUCCAAUAAUACUAGUGGCUCUACAGGGGGUGGAUUAUUUGGAUCUAAUAAUAAUGCCUCCGCGAAUACGAAUCAAGGAAGUGGCGGUUUAUUUGGCACUAGUUCAGGUAACUCUCAACAGCCCCCAAAUUCUCAGCAAACAGGAGGAUUAUUUGGACAAAAUACAACCAACAAUCAGCAACCAUCAUUCGGCUGGAGUAACCAAAAUCAAGCUUCCAAUCAAAUUUCACAACCGUUAUUCGAUACUAAAAAUAAGCUCAACAAUCCAAAUCUUAACAACCCUACUUCGACGUUAAAUUCAAACAAUAACGCAGCAUCAAGUUAUAAUAAUUAUACUCCCGCUAUAAAUGAUCAGUUAAUAAAAAUAAAAGAGCAAUGGGACCCUAACUCUGCAAAAUGUGCCUUGAAAACCCACCUCUAUAAUAAAUUGAGCGACCAGGAAAUUAAUUUUCUUUUAAAUCAACAAAGGCCAUCCAACGAAUCCCCAGAGGAUUGGGAUAAUGCAAUGUCAAAUAGACCUAGCCCUAAUCAUUACCCUACUAAGGUUACAUCUUUCACAGAUGUAGCUCAAAGGAUUGAACUUCAGUUGGAUCAAGUAGCAAAGUCGAGAAUUCUUUUGAAUGGAAUAAAUGAGAAACAGUCGUCCUUAUCAUCAAAGCAUGAUUUAGAUAACACCACUAGAAUACUUAAGGCCAAAGCAAGACACGUUAAAUUACUGAGGAGACUUUUAAGGUUGGCUACUGUUCUAGCAAUUUUAAAAUUGAAGGGUUAUCCAUUGUUACCUGAAGAGGAAGAACUUUCUAAACAAUUUGAUUUAUUAAACCAGAAGCUAAAUGAUCCAAGUGGAUCUUUGGGUAAAUUGAACGACGUAUUUGCAAGAUUAGCUAUUUUAAAAGAGCGGUCAGAAGAUUUAUCCUAUCAAUUUGACUCGUCAUUAAAUUCGAUGAACAACGCUCAUGGAAAUAAUCAAGAAUCUCAUAGUGAAAAAGAUCUUAUUGAUGACGGUAAGAAUAAUGAUGAAGUUAUCAAUAGAUUAUCUAAAUUACUUUUAAAACAACAAGUUGGUUUAAAUCAUUUAAAUGACGUUUUAGAGAAAGACUUAGAAUCUGUUAAUAAAUUGACUAUUAAAAACUAA